Molecule: messenger RNA, 720 nt
Organism: Lotus japonicus
Lineage: Eukaryota; Viridiplantae; Streptophyta; Magnoliopsida; Fabales; Fabaceae
Product: AT-hook motif nuclear-localized protein 28-like
Exons: 1
Coding region: 1-720 (239 amino acids)
Cellular component (GO): nucleus
Molecular function (GO): minor groove of adenine-thymine-rich DNA binding; DNA-binding transcription factor activity
Source: RefSeq, a predicted model, not a curated record
AUGGUUGAUAAUGGUCGUGUACCGUGUAUCUCCCCAACCUCUGAGAAUGGCUCUUUAGAGCCCAAACAAAACCCUACACCACCCUCCCAACCACAACCACAACCCACCAAUGAGAACCCUAUCAUUCUGGAGGAGGAAAACACUACACCACUCUCUAAGAGACCAAGGGGAAGGCCCUCUGGCUCUAAGAACAAGCCCAAAUCACCAAUCAUUGACGACAACCUCCAUACCGUCGUAUUUCAAAUCCCUCCUGGAAAUGAUAUCAUUGCUUGUCUCAUCAACUUUGCACGCUGCCAUCAAGUUAACCUCACUGUCCUUAGUGCUUCUGGCAUUGUGUCAGACAUUCAUGUUCGCCAUCCUCAUGUUCUCUAUGGCCCUUCUUUGAUCUACCGCGGACUCCACUCAAUGAUUUCUCUAAAUGGAACCUACAUGAAUUUUCAAUUCCCUUCCAUCACCAAUGAACCUACCUAUGAGAAGAACUUCACUAUUAACCUUUCGGGGAGCCAUGGUACAGUUUGUGCUGGGAUUGUUGCAGGGAAGGUCAUGGCUGCAGGUCCUGUAGUGGUCAACGCCUUAGUGUUUAAGAACUUUGGUUGCAGGGCAUUCUGCAACGAUGGAAACAUGCUGAUUGAGGAAGGCGGAGUGCUUUCUUGUUUUUUCAAUGAUCAAAAUUCAAGCAGUUCUACUAGCUCAGUGGGCAGCAACACAAACAGUGCAUAG